Molecule: messenger RNA, 3380 nt
Organism: Sphaeramia orbicularis (orbiculate cardinalfish)
Lineage: Eukaryota; Metazoa; Chordata; Actinopteri; Kurtiformes; Apogonidae
Product: ras-related protein Rab-8A
Exons: 8
Coding region: 51-671 (206 amino acids)
Molecular function (GO): GTP binding; GTPase activity
Source: RefSeq, a predicted model, not a curated record
CUCUUCAGUUUGCUGCUUCGCCCGGCGGGAUUUCCGCAAUAAUAUCAAGUAUGGCGAAGACAUACGACUAUUUGUUUAAAUUACUGCUAAUCGGUGACUCCGGUGUCGGGAAGACCUGCGUUUUGUUCAGGUUUUCAGAGGACGCGUUCAACUCAACGUUUAUUUCAACAAUAGGCAUUGAUUUCAAGAUUAGGACAAUAGAGCUUGACGGCAAGAAGAUAAAGUUACAGAUAUGGGACACAGCUGGGCAGGAGCGCUUCCGAACAAUCACAACUGCCUACUACAGAGGGGCAAUGGGCAUUAUGCUUGUCUAUGACAUCACCAACGAGAAGUCUUUUGACAAUAUCAAGAACUGGAUAAGAAACAUAGAGGAGCAUGCAUCAGCGGAUGUGGAGAAGAUGGUCCUUGGCAACAAGUGUGACAUCAAUGACAAGCGGCAGGUGUCCAAAGACAGAGGGGAGAAGCUUGCCUUAGAAUACGGAAUCAAAUUCAUGGAGACAAGUGCAAAGGCCAACAUCAACGUGGAAAAUGCUUUUUUGACACUUGCCAGAGACAUCAAAUCAAAAAUGGACACAAAGUUGGAGGGAAACACACCUCAGGGCAGUAGUCAUGGAGUCAAGAUCUCAGAACCUCAGAAAAAGACCAGCUUCUUCCGCUGCAGCCUCCUCUGAGGCACCAAGGCGUUGGAUACUGGCCGCCAGCUGGCUGGACAUCAGCGGACUGUGCUCGCUCUUUAGCACUUGUUCUAUCCCCUCCAUGGUCUGUCCUCCCAGUCCAGACACAAACCAUCAUACUUUUAGUAAGCCGAGGACUCUUCCUGCUUUCUUCCUCAUCUGAAAGCUUCCAGUGGUGCAUCUUCUUCCAGUGUAAUAAAAUUUCUCGUCUUCGUCAGUCAGAUGGCUUGACAGAAGGAUGUCACAUCCAGGAGGAUUAAGAUAUUCCGUAUCUAACAGAAGACAGGCUCUAACUCCUGCUGUUAGUGUCUUUGUAUUCUGGGCUCAUAUUUCACACAGACAGUAGCACAACCCGUUCAGAAGGAAACAUCAUUCAACUCCAGUCAAGGUUGUGGGAUUGGAAUAUAAAUGUGAUAUUUAGAUCUAUUUUUUAUUAGUGCUCUUUCCCUUUUUUAUGUGAUAAAACAGAUAAAACAACCAGAGACUGACAGGCAUUAAAUCCAGUGAUACAGAGUUGCCUCUUUGUGAAAUUACACCAGACAAACAGCUGAGGGUUUAAAGUAUGCAGAUUGGUUAGAAUAUAGUCUGUCAUAAUCUUUUAAUACAACUUGAAAUUGGCAAGAUAACACCUCCAACUACAAUGCAGAUUUCUUUUGCUCUAGAUUAAAUUCUAUUAUUAAAUGGACAGGAUAACAUUGAGGUGAUGGAUCUCUGUAAAGGCCUUCAUCUGGGCUCUCUAUCACAAACCAAGUUCACUAGACCCAGGGUCUCCUACCAUUUCCCCAUCUUAAAACCAGCCACGGUCUUGCCAAGCGAUAUCAGUGGUCAUCAACUCAUUUUGUUAACCCAGGUUUUCUGACUUAAGUUAUGAGGGUUUCUGUGUAAUAGGGGCAGUGUUGGCAAUGGGUAACCAUUCAUGGACUUGGACAGGUUAGGUUUUCAGCAUAAGUUACCAUGGUGAUUCACCCCACACUCAUGACACUGACUACCUGGGAUUGAUCCUGAAGUUACCUCACUGACCCCUUACUCUUUGAGCUACAGGCCCCAUGUGUAAUAAUCUGUGAGAUAAGUAUUAUACAUACAAAACAUAAAUACUGAUUAAUGUAUGUAUUUAAAUACAUGUUUGCACUGUUUUGUUUUUUUAAUGUAAUAAACAUAUAACCUCUAAAUUCUUAAAAUAGCACUUUAUGUUCAAUUUUACCAAUAUGUUGUCUGGAGAGAAAUCUACUACUAGUACAUCUAGUUUGUAAAAUAUCAGUAGAAGAGGAAAAAAAAACCCAAGGUGACAUUUUAGAUAUUUUAGUUAUUUCAGAUGUGUUUCUCAUGAACCCUUUUAGUUUUAGCUAAACUACACCAACUUUCAUUAGAUUUGCCUCUGAGUGAAGCGCCUGUGGCAGCUCUGAUUCGCUGUGGCUACAUGAUGUCUCUGGUUUUCUGAUCAACAUUUCAAAAUCACUGAAGUUUCGCACUGUAAGCCUGUUUCCCCUUGGCUGUACACGCAACUAUGCUUGCACUUUACCCAUAACUCAUGUUCUGUGUAGUCUGUGCCAAGUGAUCGUUUUCAGUUCGACAAUACAGUUAGCUAGUUUAAAAAAAAAAAGUUUUGAUGACUUAUCCUUGGGAAUAUAAUGGGCAGUUUUACUGCACCUUCUUAAAAAUGACUUGAUAAUCUUUGCUGUUUCUGUGCUAUUUAUCCACUGUCCUGGUAUUAGAUCACUAAAAAUACUGCCCUUAUUUACAACAACAGCCAUAUUUUAUAUUUACAAAUUGCAGUCCCUUAUUUCUAUGCUACUGCCCUGCCAAAGCAUAGUGUAAAAGUGAUAUUUCUUGGCUGACAUAAAGGUAGACUAUGGUUCAGUAGUAUGGUUCUAUAGUAUUACUGUAUAUUAUCUUGUUUGUGUGCGUCAUUGGUUGACAGCUAGGUGGCACUAAAGGAACAGUGUAUCUGUGACCACCCUGACAAAAACUGAUAUCAGUAUUUUAAUACAAACCGCAGUAAUAAUUAGACUUACACAUGUACCCUCUGCUUGUAUUUACCAUAUUGUAGAGUCUUAGUCUGUUCCCAUUGUUUAUCAUAUUUCCUACAUUUUUUCCUAAGUCUGAAAAUCCAGUUCCAAUAUGCACAAUAUCAACAGGGGGAAUCUGUUUUUGCCUGCAUGUAAUUUUUUAAUAUCAAAUAAUUUGAGACCUCAUGACUACCAUGACCAUUUGUCUUAACAGUUGAUUCUCAGUUCUGUCGUAGGUAAGCUAUGCAUUGUGAAUCUUGGACCUGUGCAUAUUUGUGUAGUGUAAUUUUCAGACAUAGAGUGCUUGUAGACCCGUACAGUUUAAUGUAUGGGCUCACUUUAUUUUAUUUUUUGUUUUGUGUCAUUCGCUGAGCCAAAAACAGGACGUGUUCUGUAAGUAGGGAAGCACAUUGCUACAUCUGUGCAAGUACAAUAGGAAAGGUUAGGAGAUAGUGCUGUUGUAAGAGUUGUUUGAUACUGUAGCUUUAAGUCAUGAAGAAGUGUUGGGGCUGAUAUAUGUAUCAUUUACUGACAAAAUGAUACUUUUUUUGUUUUUUUUUAAACCAUAUCCUUUUCUGAAGACUCACAUCAUAUGAAAUACUUAACAUCCCUUUUUACAGCCAUAAUUGUCAUUCCACGUGCACAGGGAGAAUAACAAUAAAAUGCAUUUGAUGCAAUGAAAAACAGUUAAAAAAAAAAA